CAUCACAGCCAGCAAGACAGCCCCCCUCCUCCUGGCUCAUUAGGAGAUUUGAUUCGGCUUGGCUCCUGCUGUCAGCAGCUGUCUGGGGCAAGAUCUUUAUGCUCCCUGCUCCCCAAGCAGCGACCAGCCUUCAGCCAGCAGUACAACUCAUUAGAAGAAAGCCCCCUGGACACUUGAUUUUCAGCUCAUUGGUGGCCAGAAAGAGUUAACACGAACGGCUCCGCUGCCCCCUGCACAGCCUCUGGCUUGUGGGGACUUCUCCCUGAGCUGCAGCCAAAGGACCAGGGAAGCAGCUUAGUGAAGCUGAGGAGGAAGAGCUCCUUAACUCGCAGCCUCUCUGACCGUCCCGUUGGCCAAGACCCGCAGACCAUGAGGACUGGUCAAAGACAGUGAGAGGACGUGAGAGGGUAAAUCCCUGUGCCCCGCAGGCUUAUCUCUCGCCCUGACGUCCCUGCACACCUGCCAGAGGGUUAACCGUAAGCGGGUGCCUGUAUGGCCGCCUUACUGAUGCCACGCAGGAACAAAGGGAUGAGAACUCGACUGGGAUGCCUGUCUCACAAGUCAGACUCGUGUAGUGAUUUCACAGCGAUCCUUCCCGACAAACCCAACCGUGCUCUGAAGAGACUAUCCACAGAAGAAGCUACGAGGUGGGCAGAUUCCUUUGACGUGCUUCUCUCCCACAAGUGUGGGGUGGCUGCAUUCCGCGCCUUCCUGAAGACGGAGUUCAGCGAGGAGAACCUGGAGUUCUGGUUGGCCUGCGAGGAGUACAAGAAGACCAGGUCAACUGCAAAACUGGUCUCCAAGGCCCAUAGGAUCUUUGAGGAGUUUGUGGAUGUGCAGGCUCCGAGGGAGGUAAACAUAGACUUCCAGACCAGAGAAGCCACGAGGAAGAACAUGGAAGAGCCGUCCCUGACUUGCUUUGACCAAGCCCAAGGGAAAGUACACAGCCUCAUGGAGAAAGACUCUUACCCCAGGUUCCUGAGGUCCAAAAUGUACUUAGAUUUGCUGUCCCAAAGCCAGAGGAGGCUCAGUUAGACCUCAGAUGGGGACUCUGGGAGAUCAUCAGCUUUCCCCUUCCCUUGCUGCCAAGACCAUCUUCUAAUGUGAAAUGUCAUAGGUAUUCAAAAGCAGUGGCGUUUAGGUUGGGAGGCUGGGGGUGAGGAGGGGAUAAAGGGCCAUUCCAAAGCGUGAUCCAGCCACCAGAGCUGGGACUCUAUUCCACGUAUCCACGCCUGUGUUUCAGUCAGCGGGAGCACGUUGCUGUGGUCACCCUUCCGUGGAUUAGCAACUUGCCCUCCAGAACGCCUUCCUUGGGUCAUCUCCACUGAGAAGGCAGAUUUACUAGGUCGGGCUAAUCUGUAAAUAAUGCAAAUGCAAUUUCCACCCCUUCCACACCCUCCUCGGUUAGGAUUGCUGACUCCCUAGCAUCCUGUAUCCCUGUGAGGAAUAGUUAGAAGACUCUGGCUCACAUUUGUGAUUUGCUAUCACGGUGUAAUGGCCAGUUCUGGGUGCUGGGAACUCACAGUUUAGGAGAGAGGUCUCUGUGAAAUCCCGGAUUUCUAGCACUGUCAUUGACAGAUGGUUUCUGGGAGAAAGUGCAAACUCCAUGGAGUUGGCUGUUUUAUCCAUUUCCACAGGACCAGUGUGAAAAGCUGUGCUCACUGCCCAUCUUAGUCUAAGAAAUUCACAAGACUCCCCUAACUUUGCAAGACCCUUUCAGAAAGGGUCUUGGAAGAUGUCCUUCACGACUUCUGAUGUGGAACUACUAUUAAGGAAGAGACAGCUGGCAAAUCUUCCUCAAUUCUACCAAGAAGUUUUUCAGAAAACGAAUCAUCAGGAAAUGUAGCACCAGUAGACUUUUGUGCAAUGGGGCACCAUAUAACUUUUCUGCUGCUUAAUGUAGUCUCUG
Rhinolophus ferrumequinum (greater horseshoe bat) is the source of this 1909-nucleotide messenger RNA. RefSeq names its product regulator of G protein signaling 8 (gene RGS8). The record is from RefSeq and is a predicted model, not a curated record. NCBI's taxonomy places the organism in Eukaryota, Metazoa, Chordata, Mammalia, Chiroptera, Rhinolophidae. Bases 493 to 1035 code for a protein of 180 amino acids. The transcript has 7 exons.